Messenger RNA from Scleropages formosus (Asian bonytongue), 1256 nucleotides. Its product is annotated as T-cell surface glycoprotein CD3 zeta chain-like. NCBI's taxonomy places the organism in Eukaryota, Metazoa, Chordata, Actinopteri, Osteoglossiformes, Osteoglossidae. Gene Ontology annotation, cellular component: membrane. Bases 95 to 487 code for a protein of 130 amino acids. Gene Ontology annotation, biological process: cell surface receptor signaling pathway. The record is from RefSeq and is a predicted model, not a curated record. The transcript has 8 exons. Gene Ontology annotation, molecular function: transmembrane signaling receptor activity.
AGGACGAGGACGUGACCCUUCAGGGAAGCGGUGCCUUGGUGCUCUUGACCCCCGUGGCCCUCAGUGCAGGUACUACCCCCACCGCAUCGCUACGAUGAACAUCAACGACCCAAAGUUCUGCUACGCCCUGGAUGGGGUCCUACUGCUCUACAUCGUCUUCAUCACUGUGCUCUACCUGCGAGAAAGGUUCGUCAGUUCCGGUCCCGGGUCCCAGGAACCGUCCCUCUACUCAGAACUGGACAAAGCAGGUGACCAGUACAACCAUCUGGACUGGAGCAGCGUGGAGAGCGGCAACGGACGCAGGGCCCACAAGAGAGCCGAUGACCUGUACACGCCCCUGAAGCCAGGAUCCACAGACACCUACAGGGAGAUCCGUAUGAAGAAGGAGGUGAACAGUAAGGACCUCGUGUACCAGGACCUGAGCAGAGGCACCAAGGACACACCGUACGACUCCCUGCAGCUGCAGUCACUGCCACCACAGCGUUGACACCCCCAGCUGGGUAGAGGUGGAGGGGCCAAGCAGGCCUUUGUUUUUCUGCUAAGAGCUCAGUGCACUAAGGAGUUUAAUGCGCUUCAGUUCAAUGUUACAGUAAAGACAGUACAACAGUUAAAAACAUGUAAACACACUCAACAGCUCUAUCGUCGCUCUCGGCAUUUCCACCCGUUUUCGGUUCUCAGGCUCACCGCACUGCAGGGUUCCCACCGUCGGGACGCAGGACACCAGCACUCACUUUUUGCUUUUCUUACACUGUCUCUUGCUGUUUUACUCUGUGUGUUUAUUUAAGGAUCAAAUAAAGUGAAGAUGUGUGUCCCUGCCCUAGUUGCACCGCGGUACCUCCUCUUACAGAGGUCUAGGUUCCCGUUCCUUCUCAUCUUCAGUUUCUGCAGUGAGCUGCUGUCAGACACACACCGCUGGUCCUGACUGAUCUUGAAACCCUUACACACACAUACACCCCCAACCUUAGGGCCACUGCCACUGAUGCUCAAGGGAUAGCACAGUCCACGGGAAGGGGGGGCAGGAGGCUGUGGAACAGGUGUGUGUCCCGCCUAUCCAUCGUAGCGAUGAAGGACACAAGAGCUGUUACUGACGCUGUGCAUGAGGACAGGUGAGCCUUGGGUUCGACACAAGGGGCAACCAUGUGUGAUGUUGAAGGAGCCCGCGGGGGGGAGGGGGGAUAUUUACGAUAAACUGCUUUGCGAUAGUGGUAACCUACCUUACCGUACAGUGGUUUCCAGACACGCCGUGUAUCUGCUAC